GUCACAUCACAUCACACGUAAUUUAGUCACGCAGAAAUGGAACCGUUUAUUUUAUAUGCUAAAACCAUGGAGAAAUAAGAACACACGGGCUCGCUAGUCACAGUUAAUUCGCAGAGAGAUUGCCGAAGGUCUGAAGCAGUGAAGGGCUUUUGUGUUAGCCGUAUCUUAGCCGUGCAACGAUUUACAAAACGGUGUUCACUGUUGAAUGAAACCAUUGAUUGUGUGUUGUGCUGGUUACCGUUGUGCUCAUCCGCGGCCGGCCGGCCGCGCAGGAAGUGUGUCAAGUUCAUUAUUCAGGUUAUUCACAUCCAUGACAUCUGCGUGUAUACAUCCACGUGUACAAAUUAACAGAGGCCAAGUUAACUAACGAUCACAGCGCAGCCAGUGCUAAAACACAAGAUGGCGGCCAGCAGGAAAAAAAGUCUUAUAAUUGCUUUUGUGUGCGUUGGAUUUUUCCUGUUCGUAGAGCUUGGAUUUUGGAGCACGGGUGGAACUGGAAGCGUUUCCUCAAAUAAUGCAGGGAUGGUGAACGGGAAAUUUCGUAGUCCCCGUCAAAAGGGAAUCACCAAGAAGUCCAAUAUUGUCAUCAUAGGCUCCGGACCUACCGCUCUGGGUGCUGCUAAAAGAUUCUACGAUCUCGGGCAUGGGAAAGACAACAGUGAAAUCACUAUCCUGGAAGAGCUAGGUAGACCAGGAGGCCUUGCUUCUUCUACCAGGGAUGAUAAAGGUUUUCUCUGGGACGUCGGAGUUCACGUCGUCUUCUCGCAUUACACCUACUUUGAUCGAGUCCUGAACAUGGCAGUACCCGAGUGGAACUACCGGCGCAGGGCGUCAUUUGCCUUCAUGAAAGGAUCAGAUGACAAGAGGAGAUUUAUUCCUUAUCCAGUUCAGAACAAUAUCCACGUCAUGGAUAAAAUUGAUCAGCAGAAAAGCCUGAAAGGCUUAGAGGAGAUUACCAAAAAUCCCAUCACCCGUAAACCCACAAAUUUUGACGAGUGGCUGCUGCAGAAAUUCGGAGUGGGUCUGGCAGACGUCUUUAUGAGGAAAUACAACCAGAAAAUAUGGACGGUUAACACCACGGAAAUGAACUCGGCCUGGGUUGGCGAGAGAGUUGCCGUACCAGACAUUGAAGAAAUCAAGACCAAGAUUAAAGAGGUGGAUAACGGGAUAGAGGCCAAGGAUUCCGAGUGGGGACCGAACCGUUUCUUCCGUUUCCCCAAAUAUAAUGGAACUGGUGGCAUUUGGCAGUCAGUUGCAAGAAUGCUUCCAAGCCACUGGUUCAAAUUUCACGAAAAGGUAACUGGAAUAGAUAUUGACCAAAAAAUUAUCACUGUUGAGGCUGGAACGGUUAGUAAGACACACUACACCUUAGAAUACGAUAUUCUUUUCUCGACGGUCCCCUUAGACGUCUUUACAUCCUUCUUGCAGAGCAAAGAUACAUCUUUGGAGCAGAUGCGGCAGCUCGCAUCCCAACUGGUGUACACGCACACUCACAUCGUAGGCGUCGGCCUCACCGGUCACCUACCCAAGAGCCUCGCUGAUAAGUCUUGGGUGUAUUUCCCUGAUUCAGAUUCCCCGUUUUACCGUGUAACAAUGUUCUCCAAUUAUUCAGACGACCAUGUACCUAAAGGAGGAGCUUUUUGGUCGCUUAUGUGCGAAAUAGCCGAACCACAGAAAAGUUCUAAUCCAUCGUAUUGGAGUAGAGAAAACUUGAUAAAAGAAUCCAUUCAAGCCUUAGUCUUGUACGGGUUCAUCACUGCUGAUAUGGUAGUCUCCAAGCACUACCGUCGCUUGGACCACGGAUACCCCGUCCCUUCACUUAAAAGAGAUAUACUCCUUGACACGAUACAACCUUGGCUGAAAACCAAAGACAUCUACUCCCGUGGACGGUUUGGAGGUUGGAGAUACGAGGUUGCAAAUCAAGAUCAUUCCUUCAUGCAAGGGGUCGAGGCCGUGGACAAUAUCCUAAGCGACGUUCCGGAGUUGACUUACCCUGAUCCGAAUCUUGCCAACUCCAAGAAAAACACGGAUCGCACCAUCCCCUUGGAUUAUGAAAUCGUCAUCGCUCAUUAUAACGAGAAUCUUGAUUGGCUGAAGCCUUAUGCCAACCGCACGCUCGUCUACUCUCAUGGGAACGACCUGGGUCCGCCAUUCCAGUUCUAUUCUUGGGAACGGCUUAAAAAUGUCGGCCGAGAGGCGCAUGUGUAUCUUACUCACAUCACCACUUACUACGAUCGGCUAGCCAAUGUGACCGUCUUUCUUCAGGGGGACAAAUUCAGGGGACGAUGCUUCAAAAGUGUGCCAGAAAUCCUGGCGAAUGCCAAGAAGGGUGUGCCCUGUCGAAAGCUCGGAAAUUGGUACACCGCCUGGGGUAAUAUCAAAUUUCCCAAGUAUUACCUCGACGAUUUCAAGAAGAAAAAUAUUCCCAUGCUGAAGGCGAACCGGACCCUUGGCGAGGUGUACCAGGACCUGUGGGGGUCUCCUCCGCCUAAGCCAGGGAUAAGGUACUGUUGGAACGCAUGUUUAGGAGCAACCAAGGCCAUGAUCCAUAAACAUCCUUUGGAGUUUUAUCAGAAGGCACUAGGUUACGUUAGCACAUACUCCAACCAGGAAGAAGCACAUUAUUUAGAGAGGUUUUGGUUCCAUAUGUUCACCUAAACUCAAAGUGCUAUGCAAAGCUCACGGUAUGUCGAAAGCUUCUUGUCUUCAGCCUCACAUCGGCGAUUCGGUACGUACCAGCGGUGCUAACGGACUUGGGGAAGACGAGAACCACCAACACUAAGGCACCAUCCCCCUGCAUGGUAUUUCGGCGCAUAUACCAUAGAGCUAGAGUGCGACUUUGCAUUACAAAUGGGACAGUUGAAUUCUAGGGAAAUGUGAUUUUAACUAGAUGAUGUGCCAAAUUCAACCACGAUCUUUCCGUACGACCACUACAAAUUUCCCUUGCGAAUGUAUAUGUUUGAAAUCUAAUUACUCAUUGUGACUACAUGUAUAUAAUGUUCAUUGUGACUGAAUCAUCUAUGUACAUGUACAUUUAAUCUUCGGAUUAAAUAGUUUUGUUACAGCUGGGUUUCGUCUGUAUAGCUAAAGCUGCCUUGCAAAAAAGGCUUGAAGGCCGAGAGAAUAGUGAAGCCUGGUGACAAGCUCGUGUAUUGUCGUGCUACACAGCUGGAAUGAGGGUUUUAAUAAUAGCAUAACACAAUAAAGGGGGCCACUUUCCAUCCGUCACGUUAGCGGUUUUUCCAAUGGUUGUAAUUAGGCUGAAACCACCCAAAAAGUUUUUGAAAUGUGACUGGACAUGUAAUAUGUGUUGAAUCAUUUCUUUCUUUCUUUUUUAAUUUUUCAAAUCACCCUCAAAUUUCCAUCAAAUAUGGACGGAAAAAGUUAUAUAAGUUUUCCCUCCACUUUUUGAUGGAAAUUUGAGGAGGAUGUCAAAAAGCAAUAUAAAUAAUCAACUCAAAUCGUCUUCAGCGAAAGGCUGCAUGUCCAUUCAUGUGUUGAAAUUCUUCUUUGGUGGUUUCACAUGUUUAACAAAAAAAUCACAACCAUUGGAAAAACUGUAGAUAAGUGGCCCCAUUUAUUGUGUUUCUUGUCGUAAUCAUUAGGAAACCCUUGAACCAGGCUGUGCCUUUGUGUAACUGGGGACCCUGUGAUCAGCAAGGCGAUUUAGACUGUGUAGAAACGACCCGCAACGUCAGGGCUCCGUUCCCUCAAACUUUCAAAAGUGCAAAUUAUUAAAAUGAUCAAUUUGGACAGUUUUGUGUUAGUUUUACGUUUGAACGUGCUGUUAUUAUAGUCAUAGCCAUAUCUAAAUUAUCUUAUCAGAUCUAUAUCUAGAAGGCCCAAAGGAAAGAUUUCCAUAUACGAAGUUCACUCAAAACUCUGUGUACAAACCCUAUGAGAGUGGACUGAAAAAUUCUAAGUGUUUUCUAAGAAAAUGUUGGUAUUUUCUCACUGCUCAAAUUGACUUUGAUGACAUGAAAUUGCUAUCUGGGGGCUUGUUAGUCAAUACAGAGGAAAAUUAGUGAACUUCGCAUAUGGUAAUCUUGCCGGCCCCAAGGAGUGUGUUGAUUUUUAUUGUAUGCAAGUUCAUUUUCCCGAAAAAAGAUUGGUUAGGGUGUAUUUGUAUUGGGUUGAAAAUGUGGGGAGUACAUUUAAUGUAAAUUGGAGAUUUACUUGAGAAGACAUGCAGUUAUUGAAAUGCAAGAGAUAGACAAUGGGAAAGUAAUAGCCAUAUGAGCUGAUUAGGCAAAGAGAUUAUCAAUGUAUAGAAUCUCAAGUAAAGUUCCACAGCAAGUUCGUAAUACAUUACAGUGAGUGAACUUUUACAUGUAAAGGGUAAAUCCUGACGCACUGCCAAAGUAUGAUAUUACCCUUCCCUUGGUCAGGCUCCCUUCUUGGCAGGGUGACCGUAAGGUCCGAGCCAAAUUCUGCUAAAUGCACAUCAAAAAUCUGUCAGAUUUAUAAAAAAUCUGCCAAAUUCUGCCAGAAAUCUGCCCAAAAAAAUACAUUCUGUCAAAUUUUCUGUCAAACUCGUUUUUUUUUACAAAAAUUCUGUCAAAGUUAGCCGAAAAUUGGCUAAAACGGUCAAUCUGCUUCUUGGACACUGGUUCACGCGCAUUGCAAAACGGCGCAUUCCACUGCAUUUUAACACUUGGUGUAUAUGCUCUGAGAAAAGGAAUUGGACAUCCUUAAUUUAAUGUAGUUUUGAUGUAAGUAAAUAUGUACAUCUGUAUCAUGAACAGCGCCCCCUUGUGGCCUCCAGUCCCCCACCCCUUCGGAUUUCCACGGCUGGGCAAUUUUUAAAUUUUGGUCAUCAUGCCACCAUGCCGUCAUUAUUAUACUAAUGUAUAAAGCAUUACACGUGAAGUAAAAAUACUAGAACUCGAAUUAAAACGUUUGAUGUACGAUAAUUAAAUUAAAAGGACAUAUUGAGCAUCCGCUUGCAUCAUCCAAAGUUUUAACUUCGUUGGAGCAGGUCAUAUUGCAGGGAGUAGAAAAUUGCUUUUUUCUCUCCUUUUAAACAUUAAGAAACAUGUUUACUAUCCUGUGAAUGCAAAAUACAGUCGAUCCCUGAUAAUAAGAGCACUGUACAACGUCAUGAUUGCAUUAUAUAACAAUCAAACUUGUAGGUCCCAAGUCUUCGUUUUUCUUUGUGUUUCCUUUGUUUUGCAAUUACUGGUUCCUUUUAUUAACAAGGUAAUUUGUAAAGUCCCAAGGACCUUGUUAUAAAGGUGUUCGACUGCAGUUGUAGUUGUUGUUGAAAGUUUGAAAAACUAUAAUGAUUUUUAUAUUUCUUAGUUGAUUCUUUUUCACGUGCGCUUACGGAAAAGUUCUAUCAGGCCAAAUAAAAAUAAAAACAUGUUUAGCAUCCCCGCCCACUUCCUUUUUGAGGGCCGCCUCUUUUUUUCUUUUUUUUUGAAAAAAAAAAGCAAAAAUGUUGACCGAUCCAUCGUUAAAUCAAAUACUUGCAAGUCGGAACUUCUAAUUCUAGACUGUAUUGGUCACUUCCCACAUCGAGCAUUCAGUCAACCCCGGCGAUCUCCAAACCAGCCUCGACGUGGACAAGAAUGCCUGCGCGGCAGUGUUUUUAAUUCUUGCAAAACCAUGCUGAAAAACUACUAAAAACAAUGUAAAUAUGUUUAAUUCUCUUGUCCAGCAAUAACAUGUCUGUUUAAUUUUUUUUUUUUUUUUAUCUUUGAACAGUGUGAAAAAAACAACGGUUGUCGGCUAUCUUGAAAAAAAGAAGAAAUAAAACGCCUCCUUUUUUUUUCAAAAACCCGGACGCUAAACCUGUUUUUUUUUUACUUUGCCUCAGAGCUUUUGGUAACAAUCCAGGUGCCUUUAAAAAAAAAAAAUGUUACCUUAUUUCCAGUUUGUUUUUAUUACGAUGCCGUGGAAUCUUCUUUUGAAGAUCCAAAGUUUUAACUUCAUUGAAGUAGUGUUUAUUGCAGGGACUCGGGAAGAAGUAACUUUUUAAAGUCUUUUGAAUUAUGAAACAUGUUUAGUAUCCUAUGAUGUAGUUGUAUCGUUUUAUGAAAUGUUUGAUGAACAAUAAUUAUAAUUGAAAUUACCAGGACGUUAAUUGUAAGCAUUUUUUUGAAGAUCCAAGUUUUAACUGUAUUGAGUUGGAGCUUGGAGGUUAUAGCAGAGGGAAGUAACGUUUUUUUAUAUCUUGUAAAGAUUAUGAAAUACUAUUAAAGUAACCCUUUAAAAGAGAUAUAUCUUUUUCAAAGGUUUAAUGAACGACAAUUGCAACUGAAAUUAACACGGCGCUAAUUAAACUUUUUUUUUUGGAAAUCCAAA
Messenger RNA from Patiria miniata (bat star), 6306 nucleotides. RefSeq lists its product as uncharacterized. Gene Ontology annotation, molecular function: oxidoreductase activity. The coding region runs from base 400 to 2658 and encodes 752 amino acids. The transcript is spliced from 2 exons. The record is from RefSeq and is a predicted model, not a curated record. NCBI's taxonomy places the organism in Eukaryota, Metazoa, Echinodermata, Asteroidea, Valvatida, Asterinidae.